Messenger RNA from Trypanosoma brucei brucei TREU927, 1332 nucleotides. RefSeq lists its product as hypothetical. Bases 1 to 1332 code for a protein of 443 amino acids. The record is from RefSeq and is a predicted model, not a curated record. Lineage: Eukaryota; Euglenozoa; Kinetoplastea; Trypanosomatida; Trypanosomatidae. The transcript has a single exon.
AUGUCCGGGCCUGGGGUUGAUUUAACUCCAGUGGGAGCAGUUGCACCAGCGGGAGUUGUACUUCACUCCGGGCAACAGUUUGUAACACCCGGUGCUAAUGGCCAUGUGAUACGUAACUCUCCCUAUGGUUCCAAGCGCCCGUUGUACGGGUGGGGUGACCUUUUUCGUCCUGGAAAGACAGCAAUUGUCCCCGGGUGGUCAAAUAUUCACAUUGGCGUAAGUUCUCUUAACGCCGUCCCAGGAGCGGACAGACGCAUGAGGACGCUGAUGACAAAGUACCAAAAAAAGUUUAACUGCCUCGAGCACUGCUAUACUUUUCACAAUGUGGGUGAUGAGGACAUGUGGCGAACUUGGAGGGAACUCGCCUUGCUUCCUAUGAAUUCGGGACCUUCGUCGUCGCCAGCACAGUCUCCGCGCCAGAGGGAUAAAGGCACAGGUGUAAAGGAAAAAGCAGAUACUCCCUGCAAGUAUGCCUGCGGCGAGAAGAGGAGGAGAGCGAGCCAGAAUGAAGUCACCACUGCUGAUGUUGAAGCCUCCUUCGGUUACGACGAUGACGUUGACAGCUGUGCCAACUGUGGUAACCAACACUCGCCUUUUAUGUACACAAUAAAAGCAAAUCGGUACCUCACCCAUAACCGUUUGCUGGUCAUGGACGAUGCCACCAAGGAGCACAUUACACAGUUUUUUGUUCAGCGUUGCACCUUACUGGAACAUAUCCUCGGCCCCGUACUGUUUCAGCUUCCCCCACACUUUCCGAAAACAGGCGAGCAUGUGGCUCGCAUUGAAGCAGUUGCUGCCUGUUUACCUAAAAAUAUUCGUGUGGCUGUUGAAUUUCGUCAUGUGUCGUGGUAUGCUGAAGACACUCGAGAGCUCUUGCAGCGUUUGCAGUGGGCACAAGUGGUGGCACAUAACCUUGACGUUUCCGCUGGCUCCGUACAUGUCGACACGGGAGUUCCUUUCAUGUACGUUCGUAUGCAUGGCCCGCUGGGUCGCAAUGUCGGGGAUUACGGCCCAUUGAUUCUUUCGUCGUGGGCAAAACGCAUCGUCGAAUUUGUGCGUGCCGACCGGGAUGGUACCGAUGGGAAGGUGGACGGUGCGGUCACACCGAAGCGAGAGGUUUUCUUUUUCUUUAACAAUGGUGACUCCAGCGUGGGUGGCACAACCAGCUCUGUUGUGGACGCUACCUGUUUGGCAGAAAAGGUGAGAAUGCUCCUGGCGAGGCAGCGCGGAGCCAUCCAAGGGGUUGACUAUGUCGACGUGAACAGCAGUGAGAGCAGUUGUAACGAAGACGACAGGCGUACUGUAAAGGAGACAUUCAUAAUAAGUGAUUAG